Molecule: messenger RNA, 5328 nt
Organism: Elephantulus edwardii (Cape elephant shrew)
Lineage: Eukaryota; Metazoa; Chordata; Mammalia; Macroscelidea; Macroscelididae
Gene: NALCN
Product: sodium leak channel, non-selective
Exons: 44
Coding region: 80-5296 (1738 amino acids)
Biological process (GO): monoatomic ion transport; transmembrane transport
Cellular component (GO): membrane
Molecular function (GO): monoatomic cation channel activity
Source: RefSeq, a predicted model, not a curated record
CCUGCGGUCACCAUGACCAUUAUGAGCAUUAGGGUUACAGACAGUAGCUUUCCACGUGCUACCCAGCGCUAACAUCAGCAUGCUCAAAAGGAAGCAGAGUUCCAGGGUCGAAGCCCAGCCGGUUACUGACUUUGGCCCUGAUGAAUCCCUGUCUGACAAUGCUGACAUACUCUGGAUCAACAAGCCAUGGGUUCACUCCUUGUUGCGCAUCUGCGCCAUCAUCAGCGUCAUUUCCGUCUGUAUGAAUACGCCAAUGACAUUCGAACACUAUCCUCCCCUUCAGUAUGUGACCUUUACGUUGGACACUUUAUUGAUGUUCCUUUACACGGCAGAGAUGAUAGCAAAAAUGCACAUCCGUGGGAUCAUCAAGGGUGAUAAUUCCUACGUGAAAGAUCGCUGGUGUGUUUUUGAUGGUUUUAUGGUCUUUUGCCUUUGGGUUUCUUUGGUGUUACAGGUAUUUGAAAUUGCAGACAUUGUUGAUCAGAUGUCACCUUGGGGUAUGUUGAGGAUUCCACGACCAUUAAUUAUGAUCAGGGCAUUCCGGAUUUACUUUCGAUUUGAACUGCCAAGGACCAGAAUUACAAAUAUUUUAAAGCGGUCAGGAGAGCAAAUAUGGAGUGUCUCCAUUUUCCUGCUUUUCUUUCUACUUCUUUAUGGAAUUUUAGGGGUUCAAAUGUUCGGAACAUUCACCUAUCACUGUGUAGUAAAUGACACCAAGCGAGGGAAUGUAACCUGGAAUAGUUUAGCUAUCCCAGAUACACACUGCUCACCAGAAUUAGAGGAAGGUUAUCAGUGCCCACCAGGAUUUAAAUGCAUGGACCUUGAAGAUCUGGGACUUAAGAGGCAAGAGCUGGGCUACAGUGGCUUUAAUGAGAUAGGCACCAGCAUCUUCACUGUCUAUGAGGCGGCUUCGCAGGAAGGCUGGGUGUUCCUCAUGUACCGAGCAAUUGACAGCUUCCCCCGCUGGCGUUCCUACUUCUACUUCAUCACUUUAAUAUUCUUCCUUGCCUGGCUUGUCAAGAACGUGUUUAUUGCUGUCAUCAUCGAAACCUUUGCAGAAAUUAGAGUUCAGUUUCAACAAAUGUGGGGAUCGAGAAGUAGCACGACAUCCACAGCUACCACACAGAUGUUUCAUGAAGAUGCUGCAGGUGGAUGGCAGCUGGUAGCUGUGGAUGUCAACAAGCCGCAGGGACGUGCCCCAGCCUGCCUCCAGAAAAUGAUGCGGUCAUCAGUUUUCCACAUGUUUAUCCUGAGCAUGGUGACUGUGGAUGUGAUUGUCGCUGCCAGCAACUAUUACAAGGGAGAGAACUUCAGACGACAGUACGACGAGUUCUAUCUUGCAGAGGUGGCUUUUACAGUGCUUUUUGAUUUGGAAGCCCUUCUGAAGAUCUGGUGUUUGGGAUUUACUGGCUAUAUCAGCUCUUCACUUCACAAAUUUGAACUCCUGCUUGUAAUUGGAACUACUCUUCAUGUUUAUCCAGACCUUUAUCAUUCUCAGUUCACAUACUUUCAGGUUCUUCGAGUAGUUCGGCUUAUUAAGAUUUCACCUGCGUUAGAAGAUUUUGUAUACAAGAUAUUUGGCCCUGGAAAAAAGCUUGGGAGUUUGGUCGUGUUCACUGCCAGCCUCUUGAUCGUUAUGUCAGCAAUUAGUUUGCAGAUGUUCUGCUUUGUCGAAGAACUGGACAGAUUUACAACGUUUCCAAGGGCAUUUAUGUCCAUGUUCCAGAUCCUUACCCAGGAAGGAUGGGUAGACGUAAUGGACCAAACUCUGAAUGCGGUGGGACACAUGUGGGCUCCUGUUGUUGCCAUCUAUUUCAUUCUCUAUCAUCUCUUUGCCACUCUGAUCCUGCUGAGUUUGUUUGUGGCUGUUAUUUUGGACAACUUAGAACUUGAUGAAGAUCUAAAGAAGCUUAAACAAUUAAAGCAAAGUGAAGCAAAUGCAGACACUAAAGAAAAACUCCCUUUGCGCCUGCGAAUCUUUGAAAAAUUUCCUAACAGACCACAAAUGGUGAAGAUCUCAAAGCUGCCUUCAGAUUUUACAGUUCCUAAAAUCAGGGAAAGUUUUAUGAAGCAGUUUAUUGAUCGCCAGCAACAGGACACUUGUUGCCUCUUAAGAAGCCUCCCUUCGACCUCUUCCUCAUCAUGUGAUCACUCCAAGAGAUCUGCCAUUGAAGACAACAAGUACAUUGAUCAAAAACUUCGCAAAUCUGUUUUCAGCAUCAGAGCAAGGAACCUUCUGGAAAAGGAGACGGCAGUCACUAAAAUCUUAAGGGCUUGCACUCGACAACGCAUGCUGAGCGGAUCAUUUGAGGGGCAGCCAGCAAAGGAAAGGUCAAUUCUCAGCGUGCAGCAUCAUAUCCGUCAAGAGCGCAGGUCAUUACGACAUGGUUCUAACAGCCAAAGGAUCAGCAGAGGAAAAUCUCUUGAAACACUGACCCAAGAUCAUUCCAACACAGUGAGAUACCGAAAUGCACAAAGAGAAGAUAGUGAGAUAAAGAUGAUCCAGGAAAAAAAGGAACAAGCGGAAAUGAAAAGGAAAGUUCAAGAAGAGGAACUGAGAGAGAACCACCCGUACUUUGACAAACCACUUUUCAUCGUUGGCCGAGAGCACAGAUUCAGAAACUUUUGCCGGGUGGUGGUCCGAGCACGCUUCAAUGCAUCUAAAACAGAUCCUGUCACAGGGGCUGUGAAAAAUACAAAGUAUCAUCAACUGUACGAUUUGCUGGGAUUGGUUACAUACCUGGACUGGGUCAUGAUCAUUGUGACCAUCUGCUCCUGCAUUUCCAUGAUGUUUGAAUCCCCUUUCCGGAGAGUGAUGCAUGCACCUACUUUGCAGAUUGCUGAGUAUGUAUUUGUGAUAUUCAUGAGCAUUGAGCUUAAUCUGAAGAUUAUGGCAGAUGGCUUAUUUUUCACUCCCACUGCUGUCAUCAGAGACUUUGGUGGUGUAAUGGACAUAUUUAUAUACCUGGUGAGCUUGAUAUUUCUUUGCUGGAUGCCUCAAAAUGUGCCUGCUGAAUCAGGAGCCCAACUCCUCAUGGUUUUGCGCUGUCUAAGACCCCUGAGGAUAUUCAAACUGGUGCCCCAGAUGAGGAAGGUUGUUCGAGAACUUUUCAGUGGCUUCAAGGAAAUUUUUUUGGUCUCCAUCCUUCUGUUAACAUUAAUGCUUGUUUUUGCAAGCUUUGGAGUUCAACUUUUUGCUGGAAAAUUGGCAAAGUGCAAUGAUCCCAACAUUAUUAGAAGGGAAGAUUGUAAUGGCAUAUUCCGAAUUAAUGUAAGUGUGUCCAAGAAUUUGAAUUUAAAACUAAGACCUGGAGAGAAAAAGCCUGGAUUUUGGGUACCCCGUGUUUGGGCAAACCCUCGGAACUUUAAUUUUGACAAUGUGGGAAAUGCCAUGUUGGCACUGUUUGAAGUCCUCUCACUGAAAGGCUGGGUGGAAGUGAGAGAUGUUAUUAUUCAUCGUGUGGGGCCGAUCCAUGGAAUCUAUAUUCAUGUUUUUGUAUUCCUGGGUUGCAUGAUUGGACUGACCCUUUUUGUCGGAGUAGUUAUUGCUAAUUUCAAUGAAAACAAGGGGACGGCUUUGCUGACUGUAGAUCAGAGAAGAUGGGAAGAUCUGAAGAGUAGACUGAAGAUUGCACAACCUCUUCAUCUCCCACCUCGCCCGGAUAAUGAUGGUUUCAGAGCUAAAAUGUAUGAUAUAACCCAGCACCCAUUUUUCAAGAGGACAAUUGCAUUACUUGUUCUGGCCCAGUCAGUGUUGCUGUCUGUCAAGUGGGACGUGGAGGACCCUGUGACGGUUCCUUUGGCAACAAUGUCGGUGGUUUUUACCUUCAUCUUUGUUCUGGAGGUGACAAUGAAGAUCAUAGCCAUGUCCCCCGCUGGGUUUUGGCAAAGCAGAAGAAAUCGAUAUGAUCUUCUGGUGACGUCACUUGGUGUUGUAUGGGUAGUACUUCACUUUGCCCUCUUGAAUGCAUACACAUACAUGAUGGGCGCAUGUGUGAUUGUCUUCAGAUUUUUCUCUAUCUGUGGAAAGCAUGUAACAUUAAAGAUGCUGCUCCUGACGGUGGUAGUCAGCAUGUACAAAAGCUUCUUUAUCAUUGUAGGAAUGUUCCUGCUCUUGUUAUGUUAUGCUUUUGCUGGAGUUGUUUUAUUUGGUACCGUAAAAUAUGGAGAGAACAUUAACAGACAUGCAAAUUUUUCUUCAGCUGGCAAAGCCAUCACCGUCCUGUUCCGCAUUGUCACAGGAGAAGACUGGAACAAGAUUAUGCAUGACUGUAUGGUUCAGCCUCCCUUUUGUACUCCAGAUGAAUUUACAUACUGGGCAACAGACUGUGGAAAUUAUGCCGGAGCACUUAUGUAUUUCUGCUCAUUUUAUGUCAUCAUUGCCUACAUCAUGCUAAAUCUGCUCGUAGCUAUAAUUGUGGAGAAUUUCUCCUUGUUUUAUUCCACUGAGGAGGACCAACUUUUGAGUUAUAAUGACCUUCGUCAUUUUCAAAUCAUAUGGAAUAUGGUGGAUGAUAAAAGGGAGGGGGUGAUUCCAACGUUCCGCGUGAAGUUCUUGCUGAGGCUGCUGCGGGGGAGGCUGGAGGUAGACCUCGACAAGGACAAACUUUUGUUUAAGCACAUGUGCUAUGAAAUGGAGAGGUUGCACAAUGGCGGUGAUGUCACCUUCCAUGAUGUCCUAAGCAUGCUCUCCUACCGAUCGGUUGAUAUUCGGAAAAGUUUGCAAUUGGAAGAACUCCUUGCCAGGGAGCAACUGGAGUACACCAUAGAGGAGGAAGUGGCUAAGCAGACCAUACGCAUGUGGCUGAAAAAGUGCUUAAAGCGCAUCAGAGCAAAGCAACAGCAAUCUUGCAGCAUCAUCCACAGCUUGAGAGAGAGUCAACAACAGGAGCUGAGCCGAUUUUUGAAUCCUCCCAGUAUUGAGACCACACAGCCAAGUGAGGACAUGAACGCCAACAGUCAGGAUAAUAACAUGCAACCAGAGACAAGCAGCCAACAGCAGCUUCUGAGCCCCACUCUCUCUGACAGAGGAGGAAGUCGACAAGAUGCUGGAGAUACUGGAAAACCUCAGAGGAAAUUCGGUCAAUGGCGCCUGCCAUCAGCACCAAAACCAAUAAGCCAUUCAGUGUCUUCUGUCAACUUACGAUUUGGAGGCAGGACAACAAUGAAAUCUGUAGUGUGCAAAAUGAACCCAAUGACUGACACAGCCUCCUGUGGUUCCGAAGUGAAGAAGUGGUGGACCCGGCAGCUGACGGUGGAGAGUGAUGAAAGCGGAGAUGACCUUCUGGAUAUUUAAGUGAAUUUCAACCAGAAGAAAACCUAGUAAUG